Neltuma alba is the source of this 1916-nucleotide messenger RNA. Its product is annotated as F-box/kelch-repeat protein At3g61590-like. Gene Ontology annotation, molecular function: protein binding. NCBI's taxonomy places the organism in Eukaryota, Viridiplantae, Streptophyta, Magnoliopsida, Fabales, Fabaceae. The transcript is spliced from 2 exons. Bases 446 to 1663 code for a protein of 405 amino acids. The record is from RefSeq and is a predicted model, not a curated record.
UGGCUGUUGUUUUUGUUGCGUCAAAAGAGAAACGGAAAGAAAAAGAAACCAACCCCCCCCCCCCUCUCUGUCGUUUGGCUUUGUUUAUCAACCAAAUCUAGAGUAACCCAUUUCGCUGCUCGUCCAUUUGAAGGAAAAAUAUACACAGUCCCAUUCCAUUUUUCGCUCGCCAGUUCAAUGCUUCUGAGGCAGGUCUUAAUUGCUAGGCAAUUAUUAAUUUAAUUGCGGCAACUUCUCCUACCCCCAUUUGUUCUUAUCUUUCGCUAUAUGACCCUGGAGGCUCACUGAGGUUGCUCGCACCCAUUUUCGCAGCUAAGGUGGGGAGGCUUUGAAUAAGUAUGUUCACAGGUGAUGGAAUCCUUAGUUGUCUUUUUUGUUUGGCAUUAGUAUGACUUAUGCUUUUCCCGCUCCCUCCAAUACUCAAUAGGUCCUCCCUUUCAAAUCUAUGGCGGGAGAAACAUCAUGGAUCGUUCACUGCCUUGAUAAUUCAACCAGGGAGAGUAGGGAGUUUGAUUCAUUUUUAGAACUGGGUGAGGAAAGUGAUAAAGAAGUCGCUACUGUUUGUGUGGAUAGUAUUUUGCCUGAUGAGCUGUUGGAACGUAUCCUAGCCUAUCUUCCCGUUGCAAGCAUCUUCAGAGCAGGUUGUGUCUGUAAAAGAUGGCACGAAAUUGUUACCUCAAAGAGGUUUCUGUGGAGCCUUUCACAUGUGCUUCCGCAGAAACCUUGGUACUUUAUGUUUACAGGCGUUGAUGAGCCAACUGGUUAUGCUUAUGACCCAAUCCUUCGGAAAUGGUAUGGCAUUGAACUUCCCUGCAUUGGCACUUCUAGUUGGUUAAUUGCAUCAUCUUGUGGUUUAGUUUGCUUCAUGGACAAUGACAAUCGAAGUGAAUUAUUUGUGUGCAACCCCAUUACUAAAAUCUAUAAGAAGCUUGAGGGGCCCCCCGGUGCUGACUUUUCUGAUUACAGUGCAUUGGCAAUUUCAUUAAACAGAGUAUCACAAAGUUACACAGUGGCUAUCGUUAAAUCAAAGGAAGUGCCUGAGAACUUCUGUCAUUCUGUUAUUUCAAUUCAUAUAUACAAUUCAGAAGAUAAGACCUGGGUGACCAGUUUAACAGAGGUUUUGACGGGGUGGAGAGGUGGUGAUGAGAGUGUGACAUGUAAUGGGGUGCUGUACUUUUUGGCUUAUUCAACCGUGGGUGGUCAAGCAGAAAAUCGACAUGCCCUCGUGGCAUAUAAUAUCACCAACCAUUCGUCUCAGCGAUCCUUGGCAAGGAAUUUUAUUCCAAUGCCUUGUCCUCUAACAUGUGGUCGUCUGAUGAAUUUGAAGGAGAAGCUUGUAAUGGUGGGAGGUCUCGGUAAACUUGAUCGGCCGGACAUUAUAAAAGGGAUUGGCAUAUGGGUGUUAAAUGAUGGGAAAUGGGACAAAAUUGCCCGAGUGCCUCACAAAUUCUUUCAAGGAUUUGGAGAGUUGGAUGAUGUGUUUGCUAGCAGUGGUACAGAUGAUCUCAUAUAUAUUCAAAGCUAUGGAGCCUCAGCACUUCUCACGUAUGACAUGAACCAUAAACAAUGGAGAUGGUCACAGAAGUGUCCAGUGACAAAAAGGUUCCCCUUGCAGCUCUUCACUGGGUUUUGCUUUGAACCCAGGCUUGAAACUGCUCCAUAGUUGGAUCAUCCAUUAUAAAUGCUGCUAUCGGCUGUGUGUCUAAAAUCUCUACCCGUUGUGCCCUCUUUUUUUCAUUCAAAUUUAAUAUGAUAUGAUUUCUGUCUACCAACUUCCAACAGCCUAUAGAAAAUGUACUUGCUGAUAAAGUUGUUUAUUCAUGGAUACUGGAAUAUCUUUUAUGACAUUCGAAAAUACAGAGAACUAUAUGGAUGUCUAUGUGUUUGUGUCUGUGUAUAUAUAAUUCUAAUUCUAA